This is a messenger RNA of Dovyalis caffra, 477 nucleotides long. Lineage: Eukaryota; Viridiplantae; Streptophyta; Magnoliopsida; Malpighiales; Salicaceae. The record is from the annotation of a GenBank genome assembly.
AUGCUAACAUGGACCAAUAAAUUUCCAAUUGGAUUGCUGAGCCCAAAAUUGAAGAGGGUUUGGAUAUAUAAACAAAUAAACUUGCGACUCCGUUGGGAGUGGUUGCUUUGUGGAGAAUGGGCCUCAAGAAGGCAAAGAGACUCAAAACUCGAAACUGGCCCAGCUGCAGGGAAUGAAGCAUUUCAAGCAAGAAGGUAUUCAGAAGCUAUUGAACAUUACAGUGGUGCUCUGUCACGUAACGUAGAAUCACGGCCUUUUGCAGCCAUUUGUUUUUGCAAUAGAGCUGCUGCAUACAAAGCAAUGGGCCAAAUUACUGAUGCUAUAGCAGAUUGCAGCCUAGCAAUAGCUCUUGAUGGAAACUAUUUGAAGACUUUUAGCCAGAUUAGAACUCUACUUAUAGAGACAGACCUGAAUGCAGAGACUUAUGCCUAUGUACAACUUCUAGCAAGAGUAGGAUGCACUACUGGAUAUAUAUAA